Ornithodoros turicata is the source of this 4326-nucleotide messenger RNA. Its product is annotated as armadillo repeat-containing protein 10-like. The transcript is spliced from 6 exons. Gene Ontology annotation, cellular component: mitochondrion. The coding region runs from base 49 to 1479 and encodes 476 amino acids. Gene Ontology annotation, molecular function: protein binding. The record is from RefSeq and is a predicted model, not a curated record. NCBI's taxonomy places the organism in Eukaryota, Metazoa, Arthropoda, Arachnida, Ixodida, Argasidae.
GGAAGUGCGUCCCGCGCUCACUUCCGCUCUUUCCACUUACCAUUGAAAAUGGCGAGCGAAGAUGUUGCAGUGAAACGGGUAGCGCUCUGUUCGGCAAUUUUUGCAGGAUUUGCUUACGUUGGGUACUCCAUUCUGAGAUCUGCAUUCUGCGCAAAGGGCAACGGCAGAGAUGACAAGGGAACAAGAAAACUGAUCAAGUUGAAAAAGAAGAAAAAACACAAAGGCUUGCCGGAGCGUGACACGGCGCACCGGUCAAGCCAGACUGACCUCUCCGUGCCCGCUGACUACACCACGACCUCGCCUGCGGAGCUGCACUUCAUCCCCAAGUCUGUGCGCAACAAGGUCCGCGAACUCAACCUCAAGGCUCGGAUGUUCGACGACCACUACUUUGCGCGUAUCUUCAAGCCGCGCAGCCUCCAAAAUUCACCCUGGGGCUCCCCAAAGGCCCUCAGUCCGAUUGGAUUUGAGCGCGACACCUACCUGAGCCGCUCGGCCGAGAACAUCAACAUGACUCCGACGACUCCGUUGAAACGGAGGAACUCUUCGCGGUCGAGUCGCGCCUCUCUGCACUGGGGUUGCAACGACCUGAGCGCGGAAUGCAACGACGACCGUGUGCUGAACCGAGCCAUGUUGUCGCGUGAGACGGACGAUUUGCUGCACGACAUCCUGCACGGUUUGUAUAAUAAAGCGCGGGUGAUGACCGUGUACGAAGCGAAGUGCCUCGUGACGCUGCUGGGAUCGGCGGAUGAAGACACAGUCGUGAAGACGUUGACGACGAUAUCAAAUUGUGCAGCCUUCACAAUUAAUCAGGACUACCUAUGCGAUGUCGGAUGCCUGCCUCAUUUGAAGGAGCUCCUCUCUCAUGACUGCCCUGCUGUUCAAGUAGCCGCAACUCAAGCUGUCGCCAACAUGGCAGUGAACGAAAGAAAUCAACGACUCUUGCAGCCCUGUGUUCCGCAACUGCUGUCCGCAGCUGUCACCUGCAAUGGAGGCCGUUACCUGCAGUCGGUCUCCCUCCUGUGCCUCACCAAUCUGGCUUUGUGUGAUGAGGUGCAUGUGGCACUUCACGGUUCGCUGCAUCAGCUCUGCAAUCUCAUAGAAACUGCAGAGGGCAGCACGCGUCUUCAAACACUCAAGCUCCUGGUGAACCUUUCGUGCAGUGGAACAACUGUACCUUACCUUCUCGCAGCAAGGGCUCCACAGAACCUCCACUCCUUACUGGAGUCCUCAGACAGAGAAGUGGUAUUGCGGAUCCUCACCUACUUGGCCAACGUGGUGUCGUACGCCGCCAAGCACAACAUCACCCUCUUGGACCUACCUCAGGAGCACAGGGCAGCCGCACCAGAGAUGCUCUACGCUGCCCUCUGUGGCAGUCCAGCACGGGACCGCCUGCAGUCAGUCUCCUGCACCUUGGCUCGCAGUUCCGAUGAAGACCUUAGUUUCCAGGCAAGCCGGCUUCACAAUGCUCUCGUCAGGUAAUGAUUGCGCGGGUACCUCAUCAUAUGGACGUUUGGUUAGGAACAGAGUUUGAAUGUUGUGAGUUGUUGUACGUUCUCUCAUUCAUUUUUAAAUUGGAUGAACAAAUUUGUUUUGGUAUUUGUUUUGAGACAGUUUUCCGUUCGAAAUACGGAAUGGUGACUGCUUCGAGUUCUUGGUGUUUGGAUGUGUCUCGCAGUAGUGCUGCUCCCACGAGACUUUUUCCUGUGUCCUUACGGAGAUACUUGUAGGAAACAGGGUGUCGGAAUUCCCUGGUGGUGGAGGGUGACACGAGCAGCUGCUGGCUUUUUUGGCUGGUAUUUUGCGGUAGUGGUGUUCUGUGGAUUAUCUGAACACCCGGACUUCUUAGUGUGACGAGGAGCGUACCUGUUGUGGAUGGGAUGCCGUGGCAUGCUCUACACGUUGAUCUAUGUUUUCCAGCGUAUUUAUUCCUGAUAUGUAAAUAUUUCUAGAAAUGUAUAGUAAUCUCGUUCUAAAUGAACAGUACAAGGGAAGAACCAUUGUGCAGAAGGCUCUCCCUGUUUAGAUGUUAUCCUUUCAUUGCAAUUGUAAAGACAACGUGGAGGAAGGAGUGAAAGGAGACAACCCUCUCACACCUAAAAGCAAAGAUUGGGGGCCAGUCAUGUGACAUCCAUAGCCAUUCAAAGGAGCAGUGACAAAUACUUGAUGAACGAUGCUGGGUUUCAAGCAAUGGUGUCACUUCACUGCCCCUUUAAAUGGUAGUUUUGGAAUUCCUGGACAGAUACAAGGCCUUCUCAUUGGCCUUGCUUCAGAGAAGCCCAAAUUUAUCUCCCAUUCGUACGUCACUUGCCCCACGCCUCUUCUCUCCUCCUGAAUACCUUUGGGGCCUGUCCUCCUCCUCCUCCUUCUAAGUUUUGCAGCAAGUACUUUGCUUUGUGUGUCGUGUAUCUUUCAGCUGUUUUGAUGUACGUAGACCGAUACAUAAUAUUCUUUAUCACUUUUCCUGAUGCAGCUCAAAGUGAGGCAACAAAUUAUCAUUGUCAUCCUUAGCCUUACGCAGCUAAGGCUAGUAUAUUUUCGCGUUGUUCCUAGCGUUGAUUUCAACGUUGCCUGUUUUUACACUUGUUCAUCCAUUUUGAAGCCACACGAAAUAAUGUUGUUCGUACAUACUGUGAAUUCCUUGGCAAUGUCGCAAAAAAGUACAAGGAAGUCAAGCGACCUACCAUGUUUUGAUGACGAUGAUGAUGAUUGAGGUGUUUCAUUGCCGCAGAAAGAAGUGAAGCAUUUCAGAAAGGGAAAUAUUUUUCUUGUUGUGACGCUAGUCAGAUUUAGUGCAGAGAUGUGCUGCUGUGUAUUAAGCUAGUUCGGUGUAUAGCAAUAUUUUGGAGACAUUAGUAGUGUACUAGACGUCGAUGUCAUGAGGGACACAAUUCCGAGCAGUCUAGAAGCUGCGACGGGCAAGUUUAUGAAGAUGGACAACACAAUUUAGCUACAGUUCGUGCAAUCAAUAUAGUUGUUGUACCUUUCAGAUAUUAGAAUGAUUAGUUACCUUUAGAGCCUGAAGUUUUCGGGAUAUUUUUUCCUCCGCAAUUCAGGGGGUAAAUCGGAGAAAUCAACACGUGCUCUAAAUUCAUGCGAACUCGUGUGGAAAAACUUUUAGUUUGCUCAAUUCGGGAAGAAAACGGGCUCUAUUACUCAAACGAACUGUACUGGUUUGGUGCAAAUGGUGAUGUAAUUGCAUUUGCUGUCAAACAAGUUAGUGUGCAUUCCUACAGACAUUUUAGUGUGGGCAAUUUGCCGGGUAAAAAUCGGGUUUCACCCUAAAGAGGCAACCCUCAAUUCAGGACGCAACUUCGGGGAAGAAACGGGUUAAACCCUAAAACUUCGGGCUCUGGUUACCUUCUACAAAUUCUACACCUUUGCAUCAAUUGUACCAAACAUUUCUUUGGCGCAGUUAUUUAGUCGCAUUUACUUGCGUGGCCACCGCCAGGAUUUGAGCACAAAAUUGAUUUUAGAUUUUUUUUCUAGCUCUUUAUAUUGUUUGUGCAGCAACAGUGUAACUUAUUAGAAAAAGGCAUGAUAGAAUAGUGUAUGGAAUGCUCAUGCAACACGUGUAUAAACAUGAUCUGAAAAAGUUCUUACUCAUUCACGCACAAUAAGCCCAGAGGGUAGAUAUAUUCUUCCUUUGAUAGGGACAUUAUUUUUUUGACAGAGGAGAGACGUAUGUACAGAAGUAUUUAUAGAGAGAGAAUAUCACGACAAAGAAGCGACUACUGAACGGACCGUCCGAGAUGCGUAACAGACUAGGCUGUACAGUUUCUUUAAACGUGUACAAUUUUGUCGUACUGGAACAGUGACACUGCUACAUGUUUGCAGCAUGCUGACGAUGGAAGUUAUUGUUCUGUGCUCAUCCGUUAUCGUAAAAAAAGUUAUAGUGCGCUUUCUAAAGUCAUUAGGUCAUUCAUGGAGCAUUGUGUUCAAGUUGCUCAAGUAUUUAUAUUGUUGCCCAACUUGUGUUUUCUGACAAAGCUUUAUCGUGUUCUUAUGUUAGGAACAGUGGCUAGAAUUGUAGUGUGGUAGGUACGGACAAGGACAAAAAGGUCGAAAGGAAUAGAAACUCCACGUGCCAUUAAAAUCUAAGAGUUGGAGAGUUCACAUGAUUGCAUACUAUUUAUUAUGUGUCAUAACGGAAUUUAUGUUUGACAGUUUAAUAUAUUUGAAGCAUAUACUAUAGGUUCCCGACGGUGUCGGAAACCACUUCCAUUGUGGCAGGACCCUGAGCAAUUAAUGUUCUCCUGGUCACCGAUUGUGAGUUAUUGACACAAUGUAGGAAACUAAGUGAAAACUUUAAAUGACGCUAGAAUGUGA